This is a messenger RNA of Carassius gibelio (silver crucian carp), 5303 nucleotides long. RefSeq names its product synaptic vesicle glycoprotein 2C-like. The record is from RefSeq and is a predicted model, not a curated record. Gene Ontology annotation, biological process: chemical synaptic transmission; transmembrane transport. Gene Ontology annotation, molecular function: transmembrane transporter activity. The transcript has 13 exons. Lineage: Eukaryota; Metazoa; Chordata; Actinopteri; Cypriniformes; Cyprinidae. Gene Ontology annotation, cellular component: membrane. Bases 442 to 2622 code for a protein of 726 amino acids.
GAUCCUAACGUGCUCAUUCUGCUCCCCUGCCCCCCGUCGCGUUACAUUCAGCGGGGCUGCUCGCUUUACAACUAUUGAUUCCUCUCUCUCUCUCUCUCCCUCCCUCCUUCUAUCUCUCUCUCUCUCCAUCACUUCUUAUCUUUUCUUCAAGUGCUGCAGAGAGCGCGGCCGCUGCUGCAUUGUGAGGAGAGAAAGAAUAACGCUAAAGGAAGAUCCGCGUUCACGCGCUCAGAUGGCCGCGCGCCCGUGAAAUCUGGACUCGCGCACAUUCGUUCCCUUCUGCUCUGAGUGAAUGAAGCUGUCUGUCAGAAGGAACCACAUACAUCACACUCUCCUUUCUUUCUCCAGACCCCUCGACUCUGAUCUCGUUCCCCGAAACUCACGUUUGAUUCCUGACUGCUGGAAUCCACUUCUGCUGCCAAACAGCUGAACUCUGCCCAGAUGGAGGACCCCUACAGAGACAGGACGUCUCUGGUCAAAGGCGCUCGUGACAUCGCCAAGGAGGCCAAACGCCACGCCGCCAAGAAGGUCAGCAAAGUGGUGGACCGCGCUUCGAACGAAUACAGCAGCCGCAGCUACAACCGCUUUGAAAAUGAGGACGCCGAUGAAGACUGUUACCAGGACGGCCAGGCUCAGCGAGAGGAUGACGAGGGAUCCAGCGAUGCCACAGAGGGCCACGACGACGAGGAUGAAAUAUACGAGGGCGAGUACCAGGGCGUGCCUGCAGGGGGCGGGGCUACGGAUGGGCGUGGCCAGGUGGCGAUUGGCCAGCUGUUGACGGAUGGAAUGAAGGACAAGCGUGAGCUGGAGAAGGAGAGAGAGGCGGAUGAAGAGGAGCUGGCGCAGCAGUACGAGCUCAUCAUCCAGGAGUGUGGACACGGACGCUUCCAGUGGCAGCUGUUCUUCGUGUUGGGCCUGGCGCUCAUGUCUGACGGGGUGGAGGUGUUCGUGGUGGGCUUUGUGCUGCCCAGUGCUGAGACGGACAUGUGUGUGCCCAACUCUGGAGCUGGAUGGCUGGGCAGUGUGGUGUAUCUGGGAAUGAUGGUGGGAGCGUUCUUCUGGGGCGGUCUGUCAGAUAAAGUGGGUCGCCGUCAGUGUCUGCUGGUGUGUAUGUCAGUCAACGGCUUCUUCUCCUUCCUGUCGUCCUUCGUUCAGGGCUACAGCACCUUCCUCUUCUGCAGGAUGCUCUCUGGGUUUGGGAUUGGCGGUGCGGUUCCCAUCGUGUUCUCAUAUUUCGCCGAGUUCCUGGCCCGUGAGAAGCGCGGGGAACACCUGAGCUGGCUCUGUAUGUUCUGGAUGGUGGGCGGGAUCUACGCCUCAGCCAUGGCCUGGGCCAUCAUUCCACACUACGGCUGGAGCUUCAGCAUGGGUUCAGCGUAUCAGUUCCACAGCUGGCGUGUGUUUGUGGUCGUCUGUGCGUUGCCUUGUGUUUCGGCGGUCGUGGCACUCACAUUCAUGCCAGAGAGUCCUCGCUUCUACCUCGAGAUUGGAAAGCAUGACGAAGCGUGGAUGGUUCUCAAACAGAUUCAUGACACCAACAUGCGUGCGCGCGGAGAGCCUGAGAAAGUGUUUACUGUGAACCGUAUAAAGAUCCCCAGGCAGCUGGACGAGCUGGUGGAGAUGCAGUCCGAGUCAGCAAACCCUGUGGCCAAAGUCUUCUUCAGGAUCAAGAGAGAACUGCGCGGAAUCUGGCUCACAUUCAUGAAGUGCUGGGAUUACCCCGUCAAGGACAACACUGUGAAGCUGGCCGUGGUUUGGUUCUCGCUGUCCUUCGGGUACUACGGUCUGUCUGUCUGGUUUCCUGACGUCAUAAAGCACCUGCAGGCGGACGAGUACGCGUCCCGCGUCAAGAUCCACAACAACGAGAGAAUCGAAGAUUUCACCUUUAAUUUCACCCUGGAGAACCAGAUCCAUAAGAACGGAGUGUUUAUCAAUGACAGAUUCAUUGGCAUGAAGUUUAAGUCUGUGAGUUUCAUCGACUCCAGCUUUCAGAGCUGUUACUUUGAGGACAUCAGCUCCAUCGGUUCCUUCUUCAAGAACUGCACCAUCAUAGAAGCCUUCUUCUAUAAUACAGAUAUCGACGACUCAAAAUUCAUCGGCUCCUCUGUGAUUAACUCCACGUUUGCGCACAACAAGACCGGCUGCCAGAUGACGUUUGAUGACGACUACAGCGCGUACUGGGUGUAUUUCAUCAACUUCCUCGGCACGCUAGCCGUCUUGCCAGGCAACAUCGUCUCGGCCCUCCUCAUGGAUAAAGUGGGCCGUCUGAGCAUGCUAGGCGGCUCGAUGGUGUUGUCUGGCAUCAGUUGUUUCUUUCUGUGGUUCGGCACCAGUGAGUCCAUGAUGAUAGCGAUGCUCUGCCUUUAUAACGGACUCAGUAUAUCGGCCUGGAACUCACUGGACGUGGUGACGGCCGAACUGUAUCCCACCGACAGGAGAGGAACUGGCUUUGGCUUUUGUAACUCCAUGUGUAAGCUGGCCGCAGUCUUGGGGAAUCUAAUAUUUGGGUCAUUGGUGGGAAUCACGAAAUCCAUCCCGAUCCUGUUGGCGUCGUCUGUGCUGGUCGCUGGAGGCCUGGUGGGUCUGCGGCUCCCCGACACACGCUCCAACGUCCUCAUGUGACCCCACCACACCUGUGACCUCUGACCCUGAGUCCUCACAGAAACACGCUCAGGGUGCAGGUGGAGGCGACGACGACGUGUUUGCUUUAUUUGUUAAUUUAAAGUGUGUUACUCGUUCAUUUAGAAAUGUACCCAGUUUAGAUCAAAACUAGAUUUCGAUUUUAGACAGUGAGUUUUUGACCUAAUCUGGGUGGGCGGUAUUAUUAUUUUUAAUUAUUUAUUUAAAUUUGUAUUAUUGUAUUAUUUUAUCUUUAUUAUUUUUAGCUGAACACACACAAAAGAAAAUUCAGGUGAUUUUAAUGUUGGUUUUUUUUUAUAUUAAAGUGUUAAUUUUUUGGUUUUAAAUUAUGCUUUUAAACCCAAACGAGAGUAAAAAAAAGGCCAUUUAGAGAUGUAGAGAUUAGCUUUUUUUGUUAGCAUCGGUCUGAUUCUCCAGUGGCUUCCACCGGAAUAUUUCUUAAACAAGACGAUAACGAUUAUCCAGUUUACAUUUUCUGCUUUUUAUAAAGAUUUAGUUAACAGACGAACACCGACACGCUUUAACUUAAUUCUUGCCUUGGUGAACUUGUCAUCGAUUUAGCCCAAACGGACUUCAUUUGGUGUUUUUCUCUUUUAAAGACGUCUUGAUAACCCAGCUACGCUUCCAUGUGCAAAUCUUCCUCGGAAAACUGAAUGGCCUUUGCUUUCUCUCCAUGCCUCCUUCCUGUAAACCCCUCCCGUCAGCUUCUCGUAGGUUGUAGCGAUCCAUCGUUCAGCAGAACUGAGCGUGUGUCCGAUUUAUUUUGGGAUGCUCUACUGCUCCAAUAGCUGGAAAUAUUGUGUUUCAUCACCAUGCACUGGAAGUUCGUACAUGCAGUUGUGCAAUAUGACAGGACGUGAUACCAUCGAAGCCCAUCUCUUCGAAGAUAAAAGUUAAUUGUGACUUUUUAUCGUACACAAUUUUAAAUUUUUUUGCAAGUUAAUAUCUCGCCAUUCACAAUUUGGACCGUUUCUCGCAAUUUUGAAUUUUUCUCGCAAUUGCGAGUUUGUGUCGCAGUUCUGAGUUUCUAAUGAUUGCAAGGUUAUAUAAUGAACAACAAUUCUGACUUUAUAACUUGCAAUUGUACAUUUAUAUAACAAUAAUGAGAGAAAAUGUCAGAAUUGCUAGAUUGUUUUUCGCAAAACCACACAACUGCGAGUUUUUGACACACAUUUCUGAAAUAUUUCUUGCAAUUAUGACUUUUUCGCAAUUGCGAAUUUAUAUAACACUGAUGCAAAAAAAGUCAGAAUUGCGAGUUUCUAUCUAGUUUAUCUCGCAAUUCAGAUUUUUUUAUUGCAUUUCUGUAAUUGAGAGUUUAUGUUUUGCUAUUCUGACUUUAUAAAUCAUAACUGCAAGAAAUAAAGUCAGAAUUACGAGAUAUAAAUUCACAAUUUAGAAUUUUUCUCACAAUUCUGAUUUUAUAUCUCACAGUUCUGACUUUGUAACACGCAACUGCAAGUUUUAACACACAUUUUUUUCUUGUAAUUCUGACUUUUUCUCGCAAUUUUGAACUUAUAUAACAAUGAUGACAGAAAAAGUCGGAAUUGUAAGUUUAUAUCUCGCAAUUCCGAAUAUUUCUCACAAUUGCAAUUGUGAUUUUUUUUCAUUGCAUUUCUGCAAUUGAGUUUAAAUCAUGCAAUUCUGGUAAAAUAAAAACAGUCCAAAUUGUACGAUAAAAAAUUGCAAUUACCUUUUUUACAGUAAAUGGGCUUCCAUAUGAAACGCCUACAUCCUAGAAAAUAAAAAGCCAUUCAGCCUGGUCUGGUCUUGAUGACGUACAGACUCUGCUGCUGCUGUCUACAUGCACUGAAGUAUACACUAAACACCAGAAACAGACUCCACACAAGUACACUAGUCCACUGCAUCAACACUGAGAUAUUACGGAUGGAGUUUGCAUUCACGGACUUGGGUAUACAUAUGUUUCUGGCCUAAUUUAAUAAUAUUUUAUUGUGUGUAUGUCAGGAAAGUAAUUUGUUUUGAACCCAUUAUGGGUGAAAACAUUUGCUGUACUCGUCUAAAUGUUGUAAAGUGUUGCCUGUUGAGUUUGAAACAUUAAAACAUUAUUUUGCAUUGUCAGAUGUGUAUGCUAAUGUCUCCUCAUGUGUUGUAGAUAUCUUGUAUUUAAUGAACAUUAUUUUCUGUCUGUAGAUGUUUUUUUUUUGUUGGCUGGUUGUGUGAUUUUCUGGGUGUUAUUUAAGCUGACAAGAGGAUUCAGUGUCAUACAGGUAUUUAUUAUUAUUAUUAUUAUUAUUAUAUGUACAAGUUUGAACAAAUUCCGGUCUUGUUUUUUUUUUUUUUACAAAAUCAUUUGGCCUAUCUGAAAAAUUUGAAAAACGUGUGAUAUCUUGUGGUUAAAUGCACCCAUGCAUGUGAAUAUUGAUACUUUGUGUUGCAGUGAUUUGUUAAUCCUGAUUUGGAAGAUGAAUGUAUCAUUAUUGUGAGCGUGUGAUGUUGUUCUGAAAUGCGUUUGGAUUGGUUGUGGAUCUUGCAAAUUCAUUUUGUCGAAGUGUCUGUGUUGCCACUGGCCAAAUAUCUCAGAUAUAUCUCAUUUUAUUUUGAAAAGAAAGAAAAAAGUGCCAUGUACAGUGUGAAUGGAAACUGAAGUGGAUUCGCUCUGGAUCCAGAUGUACUGCUAUUAAAGAGUUUCAUUAUAAGACUCUAAA